Molecule: messenger RNA, 2835 nt
Organism: Malurus melanocephalus (red-backed fairy wren)
Lineage: Eukaryota; Metazoa; Chordata; Aves; Passeriformes; Maluridae
Gene: HBS1L
Product: HBS1 like translational GTPase
Exons: 18
Coding region: 123-2186 (687 amino acids)
Biological process (GO): translation
Molecular function (GO): GTP binding; GTPase activity
Source: RefSeq, a predicted model, not a curated record
GCGCGCGUGCGCAAGGGGGCUUUCCGUCAGGCGCCGCCGGAGCUCAACAUGGCGACCUAGGCCCGCCGCGCCAACGCCACCGCGGGCGGGCGAACGAGGCCGACACCGCCGUCAUCACCGUCAUGUCUCGGCACAGGAACGUCCGAGGAUAUAACUACGACGAAGACUUUGAAGAUGAUGAUGUAUAUGGCCAAUCGGUAGAAGAUGAUUAUUGCAUUUCUCCUUCAACAGCAGCUCAAUUUAUUUACUCCAGACGAGACAAACCAGCCACACUUGUUGAGCCRUUAGAAGAAGAAUAUGGCUAUGAAGGUACCGAUGCUGCUGCUGAUUGUUUUACAUCCACUCAUCAGUUGACUGAAGUUGAUAGAGCCCGUCUUAAUUCAUGCCUUGAUCAAAUGAGAGAAGUUUUGGCAGAGUCCAUACCAGAACAAACAAUGGUGCAAGCAGUACUGGAUACUAAAUUUGAUGUACAAAAGGCUUUGGAUCUUGUGCUUUCACAAGGCAGUAAGCAAAAUGUGAAGACCAAGAAUAAGGAUGCUGGGACUUUAGGAAAGACUACAAAAGGAAAAACAAGGGAUUUCCAGUCAGCCAGAAUGGAAUCUGAAAUUGUGCCAAAAAUUACCAAAAUGACAGUGUCUGGAAAGAAACAAUCUAUGGGAUUUGAAGUUCCAUGUGCGGUUGCUGAUGAAAAUGGCCAUACUAACACACCUCAGAAAGGACUGUUACUUGAAGAUACAAACGUAGGUUCUGGGGUACUUGAGACUGUCUCAAAAUCUACUCUUUCACCUCAAGUAGUACAGGUUUCAGAAGAGCAGAAUAUGGUGCCUACUCCAGCAAAAAAGUCAAGCAAGGCAAAACCACAAAUAGAUGUGAAAGCAGAGCUGGAGAAGAGACAAGGAGGAAAGCAACUGCUGAAUCUGGUUGUAAUAGGGCAUGUUGAUGCAGGCAAAAGUACUUUAAUGGGACAUUUGCUCUAUCUUUUGGGAAAUGUGAACAAAAGAACUAUGCACAAAUAUGAACAGGAGUCUAAAAAGGCUGGUAAAGCUUCAUUUGCCUAUGCAUGGGUCUUGGAUGAAACUGGUGAAGAAAGAGAAAGGGGAGUGACAAUGGAUGUGGGAAUGACCAAAUUUGAGACACCGACUAAAGUAAUUACACUGAUGGAUGCUCCAGGCCACAAAGACUUCAUUCCAAAUAUGAUUACAGGGGCUGCACAGGCUGAUGUGGCAAUUUUGGUUGUGGAUGCCAGCAGAGGAGAGUUUGAGGCAGGAUUUGARACGGGUGGACAAACUCGAGAACAUGGAUUAUUAGUGCGCUCUCUUGGAGUGACACAGCUGGCUGUUGCAGUCAAUAAAAUGGACCAGGUCAAUUGGCAACAGGAAAGAUUUCUCGAAAUUACAAGUAAGCUCGGCCAAUUUCUUAAGCAAGCUGGCUUUAAGGAAUCAGAUGUGGCAUAUAUCCCAACAAGUGGCCUUGGUGGGGAAAAUCUAGUCACAAGGAGUCAGUCAAGUGACCUCACACAAUGGUACAAAGGAAAGUGUUUGCUAGAGCAAAUUGAUUCUUUCAAGCCACCACAGAGAUCAGUGGAUAAACCAUUUAGACUGUGUGUUGCUGAUGUUUUUAAAGACCAAGGAUCAGGAUUUUGUGUGACUGGUAAAAUAGAAGCAGGCUAUAUUCAAGCUGGAGAACGACUUCUGGCAAUGCCUCCCAAUGAAACUUGCACUGCAAAAGGAAUCACACUGCACGAUGAACCAGUUGACUGGGCUGCAGCAGGAGAUCACGUUAGUCUCACUUUGACCGGCAUGGAUAUCAUCAAAAUCAAUGUGGGCUGUGUAUUUUGUGAUCCCAAGGAACCCAUUAAAGUUUGCACUCGGUUCAGAGCUCGGGUUCUCAUCUUCAAUAUUGAGAUUCCAAUCACUAAGGGAUUUCCUGUGCUUUUACACUAUCAAACAGUAAGUGAACCUGCUACUAUUACAAGACUGUUGAGUGUCCUGCACAAAAGCACUGGUGAAGUGACAAAGAAAAAACCUAAGUUUUUGGCUAAAGGACAGAAUGCCCUAAUAGAACUACAAACUCAAAGACCUGUUGCUCUAGAGUUGUACAAAGAUUUUAAAGAGUUGGGGAGAUUUAUGUUACGCUACAGUGGCUCCACUAUUGCUGCAGGAGUUGUUACAGAGAUUAAAGAAUGACAGUGGUGGCAGAAUUUCCAUCAUCCAUGCAAAACUCAAUCAGAUAUCCAAACUUCUGUUUAAGAAUUCAAUUAUUUCAGUUGAAGGAACAAGUGCAAUUAACUGGGGAGAAGAUGGUGAUGACAAAAAUUAAAUUGUGUGAGACAUCUGGGGAUCCCUUCAUCAGUCUCUCCUGCUGCAGAACAAGAUGCCAACUGACAAGGAACUGCAAGUGUUGCACUUCUUGAUCUCAAGAAUCUCAUGUGUUUCUCCGUGUGGAAUUUAGCCCUUAGAGAAGUUGAUGGAAAAAUACUAGGAAGUUGAAUUAGAAAAAAAAGAUGAUGAAUUAUCAUGAAACAAACUCCUUACUUCCAGACAUAAAUUGUUUACAUAUUUUCUUUGAUUGCUUUUUUGCUGCACAUGAAUUCAGUAAAGUAAUUUUAUUGGUCUAAUAUAUUUUUAGGUUUGAGUUGAAUGCAUAUUCAGGGAAGAAAAUAACUCUUUACCUUGUUUUCAAGAGAAUGGCAUGUAGUAUUAUCAUGGGGUUGUUUUCCCUGUUCCAAAAUUUAUUUAAAAAAAAAGGUUUCUUUUGCUGUGUAGUGGAAGCUGUGCCAACUUUGGCUAGUUUUAUUUUUUAAACAGUAAGAAUAAUAAAACAAAUUUGUCUGAG